Emys orbicularis (European pond turtle) is the source of this 729-nucleotide messenger RNA. Its product is annotated as Ig heavy chain Mem5-like. Gene Ontology annotation, cellular component: blood microparticle. Lineage: Eukaryota; Metazoa; Chordata; Testudines; Emydidae. The record is from RefSeq and is a predicted model, not a curated record. The transcript has 4 exons. Gene Ontology annotation, molecular function: antigen binding. Bases 1 to 729 code for a protein of 242 amino acids. Gene Ontology annotation, biological process: immunoglobulin mediated immune response.
AUGGCUGGAACGGCUCACAGGGCCCGCUCGCAGGUGGUUCUGACCCAGUCGGGGCCAGCGCUGAAGAAGCCCAGAGAGUCCCAUACGCUGCAAUGUGCCAUCAACGGAUUCACUCUUAGCAGCGCCUGGAUGUACUGGAUCAGACAGGAGCCCGGGAAGUGGCUGUUUGCUUAUUAUUAUGAGCUGAACUCUAAGCACUAUGCCUCCUCUGCCCAGGGCCAAUUCACAGCCUCCAAGGACAGCAUCAACUUCUAUUUAGGAAUGACCAGCCUGAAAGUGGAGGACACCGCCGUGUAUUACUGCGCCAGAGACACAGCUGCACCUGGGGAGACAAUCCGCAGCCCCUGGGUCUGUGCAGUUACCAGCAAUUCCCUAAGAACUUUCCCCUCGAGCACCAGGGAAAAUGAGUCUCUGUCUCCUAGUUUUCAUUGCUGCGGCUUUGGGAGGGCCUGCUCGCAGGUGGUUCUGAGCCAGUCGGGGCCAGAGCUGAAGAAGCCCGGAGAGUCCCACACGCUGCAAUGUGCAACCAGCGGGUUCACUCUUAGCAGCGCCUGGAUGGGCUGGAUCAGACGGGAGCCCGGGAAGGGGCUGGAGUGGCUGGCCAGGUACUAUGAUCCCUCCAUCCACAGUUACGCCUCCUCCACCCAAGGGAGAUCUACAGCCUUCGAGGACAGCACCACUUUCUGCUUCCACAUGAACAGCCUGAAAGCCGAGGACACCGCCGUGUAG